Molecule: messenger RNA, 1318 nt
Organism: Ipomoea nil (Japanese morning glory)
Lineage: Eukaryota; Viridiplantae; Streptophyta; Magnoliopsida; Solanales; Convolvulaceae
Exons: 3
Coding region: 298-1140 (280 amino acids)
Source: RefSeq, a predicted model, not a curated record
CAAAGAAUCUCCCCCACAUUUGCUCGUUGUAUUCGAAGCCAAGAGACAGGGAGAGAGAGCCUCCCAACCAUUUCUCUGCUCUCCUCAUAUCUCUUCUUUCUCUGCUGACUCUUCGGAGGAAUUCAAAUUUUUGCUUUCUUUUAAUACGUGAAAAGCUUGGAUCUUGGAUUUCUGUAGAGAUGUUUUCUUGAUGUGAAAUGUUCUGAUAGUCUUUAAUGGCUUCUUGGAGUCUGGAACAUUGAGCACAUUGGUUCAAUUCACAGUAAAAAUGAAAAAAUUACAGUUCAUGUUAGAUGGAUGACUGUCCAAUCCCGCCCCGAAAUUUCAGGCUUGGAAAGUGUUAAGAGACUUGUGAGAAAUGAACGGUUUCAGGCUCGGGUUAAUUGGGAAACUGUGAUAACGGUGGGAAGUUUGCUCUCGGCUAUUAUGUGGAAAUCCAUUUCGAGUGCUAUUGCGGGGUUUGGACAGAAGAAGGACUGUGGUGAGGCGAGGCGGGCUUGUGAUGAAUUCUCGGACGAUGAUGAUGAGAUAUGUUCUAAUGAUGAAGGCCUAGAAUGCCCGAUAUGUUGGGAAUCUUUUAACAUUGUCGAGAAUGUGCCCUAUGUGUUAUGGUGUGGCCACACCAUCUGCAAGAAUUGUCUCUUGGGGCUAAAGUGGGCUUCUUUGAAGAUCUCGACACAACAAAUUCAGGUCCCGUUGUUCGUCUCGUGCCCGUGGUGCAAUUUGCUGACAUUCCGGCUCGUUUACAAGGGAAAUCUCAGAAUCCCGAGCAAGAACUUCUUCCUGCUAUGGAUGGUGGAGAGCAGAAACGGGGAUCGAGUCAAGUCUCCUUUGUGCACCGACCACCAACACGCGUGGCCCCCGAGGUGCCCUUCGGCUGUCGAGAACAUCCCCGCCAAUGUGAACCACCGGAGGCCCCAUUUUUCCCUUCACAAAUCCCUCGAUUUCUUCCUCCGCUUUACGUCCAAGUUCCCACUCGUCAUCGUCCUCCUCCUCCUCGUCAUAUUCGCUAUCCCUUCCAGUGCCGCCAUCCUCGUCGUAUACUUGGUCAUCACGAUCGUCUUUGCGGUCCCGUCUUUUCUAGUACUGUACUUUGCAUAUCCCGCCUUGCAUUGGCUAGUGAAAGAGAUAACCGGUUGAAUGGUUUCAACAUAUCUCGUUCAGAUUUGUACUCUUUUUAGUCUUUCCUGGUGUACAGAGAUCAUAAACCGUAAUCUCAGCUCUCCUCGAUUAUCAAUUUCAUCUCAGUUUGUAUCAAGGAUGCUGUAAAUAUAUGUUUCUUGGAAUGAAGUCCAUGUUUAGUCUCUAUUUGGAGGCU